AUGAAUGAAAAUGGAUGGAUAUUUCCUGAAACUUGUUCUCAAUCAAAUGAGACGUUUAUGAGGAUCGACAUUCUUUAUCGUCACCAUAUUAUAAAUUGGCCAAAUUUUACAAAUUGUCUACCAAAUUGUGGUUUAUGUCAAACGUUCGCCUCAGAUGCAACAUAUAAUAUUGUUAAUUUAUUUCUGAUUGGUUCGAUUCUUCCACUGAUUGGAUUCUGUGGCCUAGUUGGCAAUUCGUUGAGUGCUUUCAUUUAUAGUCGAUCUGAAAUGCGUUCAUCGACAAAUUUAUAUCUUUGUGCACUGGGCUGUAGCGAUUGUGCAGUUAUAUGUACAGCAAUAUUUUUAUUUUGCAUUGAUAGUAUACGACGAUACUCGUUAUAUCUUUCAUUAAUAUUCGGUUCAUUAUCACCACUUAUCUAUCCAGCAGGAAUGACCGCACAAACGUGUUCCGUUUAUUUUACGCUUGUCGCUGGUGCUGAUUGUUUUGUCCAGGUUUGUUUACCUGAAAGCAUACGCAGAUGUGCUUCUCGUGGUGGAUUCAUCAAAUUUAUGAUUAUUUUUGUCAUUAUAUUCAGUAUUAUAUAUAAUGUGCCACACUGCUUUGAAGCUAUUGUUAUUGAAUGUUGGCACUUACAGUUCGAGAAUCGAUCACUCGAAGUAUGCCCAGAUCCAUUUCGUUUUUUACCCAGUUAUAUGUUGAUUUAUUACAAAUAUAUGUAUUCUCUUUUUUUGGCAAUUGGUCCACUCAUCAUUCUUGUUUUCCUUAACUUAUGCAUUAUUGCUGCUUCAGUGGUUUCGAAAACUGAAAGUGGAAACUCUGGAGAUACAAUCGCAUUAGUUCUUGUUGUGCUAUUGUUUAUUUCAUGCAACGUUGCAGCUUUAUUGCUCAAUAUAUUUGAAGCCCGUUUAGCCGACAUACUUGGACAUCGCAUAAAUUAUGUUGUUGAUGCAUCCAAUCUACUCGUUGUAUUCAAUUCAUCAUUUAAUUUCGUAAUUUAUGUCACCUUUUCUAAUGCUUUUCGAACCACCCUACAGCGAUACUUUCGUCGACCAAAAUCGAUUAAUUGUGGCAAAAAUACUGCCGUUAGCUGGAAUUCAUCGAUUUUUGCAACGAAUCGUAAUUGCAGUAAUAGUACUCUAGGAACUUGCAGUAAAUCAACCAUCUGCCAUUCGCUUGUUGUGCCUCAUCCAGAGAGACUUAUCUAA
This is a messenger RNA of Dracunculus medinensis (Guinea worm), 1206 nucleotides long. The record is from the annotation of a GenBank genome assembly. NCBI's taxonomy places the organism in Eukaryota, Metazoa, Nematoda, Chromadorea, Rhabditida, Dracunculidae.